UAUUAAUAAAAACAUGGGAAGUGGAUACAUUGCACAUCUGUAUAAGUGUGUAUGUGAAACUAAAAAUGGUAGAGGUAUAUAUACAUGGUCAGCGUCGCGCUGAAAUCGAAUCGCAAUUUAACUUAGAUUGGAAUCUACGACUCCCUCAUGAUGUUUCGCUAUGCGAAGAUAUUUUGAAGGGUCUUGAAUUAGCUAUAAGUAAAUUAGAGGAAUCCAAUUCCUAUCUUCGAGCAGAACAUGAGAGUCAAAAUGACCAUGUUCUAAUUGAAUAUAUAGAGGAAAAUGAGCUUGUUUUACGUCGUAAACGGUACCAGGUUGAGCAAAUAAAGUCACACAUUGCUAGUCUCACGGGUAUUAUCCAACCACCAAACGCAGAUCAAGGGGGAGGCGAUUUAAAAUUAUAGUUAAUACGUGUCUUCAAUGUAUCAU
Molecule: messenger RNA, 429 nt
Organism: Babesia bovis T2Bo
Lineage: Eukaryota; Apicomplexa; Aconoidasida; Piroplasmida; Babesiidae
Exons: 3
Coding region: 66-404 (112 amino acids)
Source: RefSeq, a predicted model, not a curated record